Achroia grisella is the source of this 1640-nucleotide messenger RNA. RefSeq names its product actin-related protein 6 (gene Arp6). Bases 215 to 1399 code for a protein of 394 amino acids. Gene Ontology annotation, cellular component: Swr1 complex. Gene Ontology annotation, molecular function: nucleosome binding. The transcript has 2 exons. NCBI's taxonomy places the organism in Eukaryota, Metazoa, Arthropoda, Insecta, Lepidoptera, Pyralidae. The record is from RefSeq and is a predicted model, not a curated record.
GAAAAGUUCAACAAAAUAUUUUUGUCUACUUUCUAAAAUUCUCCCAUAUUUUUUGAAUAUUCAAUAUAUUUAAAUGGGUUUUAUUGAGUACGUGUUUUCUUAUACACGUUCACCAUUGUGACACAACAUUCGCAAAGUCAUUUGAAAUAUCGAGCAUAUUAUCGAGUUAUAACUUUCGUAAUAUAUAUGAAGCCGGUAACCUCAAACAUUAAAGAUGAGUGAAUCUUCCUGCUACAUCCUCGACAAUGGAGCUUAUACCGCCAAAGUGGGUCUUUCUACAUCAGACCCGAAAAUAGUACCGAACUGCAUUAUGAAAGCUAAAUCAGAAAGACGCCGGCCGUUCGUUGGCUCCCAAAUAGACGAAUGCCGUGAUGCAUCCGGUCUUUUCUACAUACUACCUUUUCAGAAAGGUUUCCUAAUUAAUUGGGACACGCAAAAAACCGUCUGGGACUAUAUAUUCAGUAAGGAAUGUUGUCCAGUCAAUUUUAAUGAGACCCCUUUGAUAAUUACUGAACCUUUAUACAAUUUUGCGUCUAUUCAAGAGGCAAUGACGGAAAUAUUCUUCGAAGAGUACGAAUGUCAGACUUUAUUGCGAAUUAAUGCUACAGAUUUAGCCGAGUAUCAUUAUAGGAAGAAGCAGAAGAAUCAGUGUACAGUUGUAGUAGAUUCAGGUUACAGCUACACAUAUAUUGUUCCAUACAUUAAGGGUAAGAAGUAUAGAGAAGGAAUAAGAAGAAUAGAUGUUGGCGGGAAAGUGAUGACAAAUCAUUUAAAGGAGAUACUGUCUUACAGACAGUUGAAUGUUAUGGAUGAAACAUAUGUAAUUAACCAAGUUAAGGAGGACUCAUGUUUUGUUUCACAGAAUUUUAUGGGUGAUAUGGAAGUUGCUAAGAAGAAGGGAUCAGUAAAUACAAUUGUCAAAGAUUACGUCUUACCUGACUACACAACAAUCCGUCGUGGUUACCUCCGUGAUAUUGUUAAACCUGAUGAAGACUUAGAACAGCAGACUUUACGUUUAAGCAAUGAAAGAUUCUCAAUACCCGAACUGCUGUUCCAUCCAUCAGACGUUGGUAUCCCACAGAUGGGCAUUCCUGAAGCUAUUAUACAUUGUAUAGACGCAUGUCCGGAAGAAAAUAAGGAGAACCUUCUAGAAAACAUUCUUCUCUAUGGCGGGAAUGCAUUGUUUCCUGGUUUCCGAGAAAGGGUCUACAAUGAGGUGCGUUCUUUGGCAUUAGACCAUUUUGAUGUGAAUGUUACACUUGCAGACAAUCCUAUAACCUACCCUUGGGAAGGUGGUAAAUUAAUAUUCCGAGAUCCUGAGUUCUAUUCCUUCUGUAUGACGAAAGAAGAAUACGAAGAAGAAGGCAAGACAUUAGCAUUUGAACGAUUUGAUAUAUAACGACGAAAACGAGCGAGAAGGUCUUCAGAGUAAAUACUUUUGGAGACCCUCGCUCGUUAAAUGCAGAUGGUGUGAUUUUUGGACGUUGGAACUGAGUUCGGAGUGGUAAUUUUGAAAUUGGGAAUUUAUUAGGCCUCUCAUAUACAGUUGGUUAGUCCUCAGGUUGCAUGGUUGCCUAACAAUUUCGGUAAAGAGAGGAAGGGACAGCAUCCUUCCUAUCACUAUGACUCAUGAGCGUGGU